AUGUAUAUGCCGCAUCGCUCCAACCCUUCCCACAUCAUGGACAGCCUCCCAUCUCGACUUGAUUCUCUGCGUCCAAAGAUUUUGGAGCUGGUGCGCAUUGGUGGCGCGCCUGGCCUCUCACUCGGUGCCAUGCACCACGGCACCCAAGUGUACUUCGCCAGCUACGGCUACCGUGAUGUCGAGUAACGAUUGUUUCCAAACGACGAGACGAUUCUUCCCGUUUGCUCUCUGACCGAGGCUGCUACCUCUGCGGACCUGGGAAUCGUGGUCGAUAAAAAGAAAGCGAGAUGGAACACGCUGGUCACGGACGCGCUGCCUUCGCCGAACAUCCAAGACGAAACCCAUCAGAACCAGAUGACCAUCGCCGAUCUUCUCUGCCACCGAUCGGCCAUGAUUUGGGGUGACAAUAUGCUCAUCGGUACUGACGGCAACAUCCUUGUCAGCAGCGCAAGCUCGAUGAAAUAUCUCAACAGUCAGACACGACUUCUGCCAUUCCGCGGUCAGUUUGCCUACAACAAUCUAGCGUACGAGCUCGCUCACAAAGUUAUCGAGUCUCUCAGCAAAGAGUCGUUCUUCGACUUUAUCCAGAGUCGCAUCUUUGACCGUUGGGCAUGACGCGCACCUACCUCAAAACACCCCCAUCUGACCUCGACAAUGUUGGAGAGUGCUACAAUGCUCUGGAGGACGAGACCUCCACACCCAUCACCUGUGUCAGAUUAGGAGACGACUGGCUCGGCGGUCCCCAUGCGGGCAUGAGGCCCUGCGUUAAAGACCUGAUGAAGCUGUGCAAAGCGUUCAUCAAAGCAUUCGACCAACAAAUUUCCACCGGACAGACAUCUACCGAAGGACUACCGCGGAAGAAGGUCGCGAAUCUGAUGUCAGCAAAGAUCUUCAUGGACCAGCCAUCAAAAAAUGAGGCGUCAUAUGGCUUUGGCUGGGCCCGCGUGCAGCCUCCCGGAAGAAUGGGUCAGAUUGGCAUCAAUCCCCAUUUGAUGCCCGAGGGGAUGCCCGUUGUCGGCAAAGGAGUACCGUCCCGUUUGGUUAUUUUUACCAAGGAAGCAUGCCUGGCACAUUGGCUCUCAAAAUGCAUGUUCCUGAUACGGAAAGCGCCAUCUUCAUCACACCCAACGCACUGGCUUUCAACGAUGUCCCUGACUGGGUUGGGCAGCUGCUUCUGGAGGAGUUUCUUGAGGUUCCGACCCACAAACGCAACGAUUACAUCGCGGCAGCCAAGAUUUCAGCAGCUACGAAUUUUCGGUGGUACCCUGAUCUCGUUGAGGAGCUUCAGCGAACACGGAUGAGCGGGCCAUUGUCGCGGAAUCUGAGUGCUUAUACCGGGACGUACUGGGAUAAGAUAAUAUCGUCAAGGUUGUUGUUACCGUGGAGGAAGCCCAUCUCUACUGGGCUCCUUCAGGGCCUCAAGACCGAGAAAUUUCGACUCAAUCACUAUGAGGAUGACGUAUUCACUUGGCUCCAGCCACGCAACGAGUUAUCACGGCGCGAACGAUGGGUUGGUACGGACCAAGGGCCGAGCUUCUGGAAGGUGGAGUUUAAGGUUGGGCCAGAUGGUAAUCCUGAUCCUCUGUACUAGUUCCAUGACAAUGAUGUUCCAGUAGACGAGUACAAGAAAGAGUAACGUGUGGCCAUUGUAGCUAGAAUGAAGUGCGAUGAGUUUGCAAAGGAAGUUUAGGGGG
Molecule: messenger RNA, 1694 nt
Organism: Podospora bellae-mahoneyi
Lineage: Eukaryota; Fungi; Ascomycota; Sordariomycetes; Sordariales; Podosporaceae
Exons: 2
Coding region: 1-186 (61 amino acids)
Source: RefSeq, a predicted model, not a curated record